Scomber japonicus (chub mackerel) is the source of this 6551-nucleotide messenger RNA. It is a transcript of the gene adamtsl4, whose product is annotated as ADAMTS-like 4. The record is from RefSeq and is a predicted model, not a curated record. Gene Ontology annotation, molecular function: metalloendopeptidase activity. Gene Ontology annotation, biological process: extracellular matrix organization. The transcript is spliced from 17 exons. The coding region runs from base 331 to 3888 and encodes 1185 amino acids. Lineage: Eukaryota; Metazoa; Chordata; Actinopteri; Scombriformes; Scombridae. Gene Ontology annotation, cellular component: extracellular matrix.
CCCCUGGCUGCCAGGCGUCACACCAGUUUAUAAUAAGGACCCAAAAAAAGUUGUCGAGUGAACGGAUUGAAAGAGGGGGAAAAAACGUAACCCUUCCCACUUUCCAAAAAUCACGGGGAGUGACUGUGACAGGAGAGAAAGGGGACAGAGAGAAAGAGAGAGAGAGAGAGAGAGAGAGGAGGAGAAGUAGAAGUAGAAGACCUCGCAGAACUUCAUCACAUUUCUUUUACAAGUUCGCGGACUGGAACGGAUCAUUAAACUGGACUGAUCAAUCAAUAUCGGUAAUCAACAGUGGAGUGAGAAGCGUAGCGGGAGACUCUUUGGAGGAGCAUGCGGCUCGGUUUACUAUUCAGGCUCUAUGUGCUGUGGGGCUUUGUGGUGGUCACGACCUCCGUGACCAAGGUUGCUAAGAGGAAGGUGGCAGGCCGGAGGUCCAGACAGGUGUAUGAGGCGGAGCCUGUGGAUGGAGUGUGGUCUGUUUGGGGGGAGUGGUCAGGAUGCACUCAGACCUGCGGUGUGGGUGUCUCACACAGAAGCCGAAAGUGUUUACCCCCUCCACCUCCUCAGACGCCUCCUCUCUCCCACUCUCCACCUAACUGGGCAGGUUAUCUGCCUGGGGGCAUCGGAGGUCCUGUCAUCUCACCAGUGCACCCCUACUAUCCUCGUUUCCCCGGUCAACAUCCGCCUUACCACUCCACACCAAUCUCAGCCAAUCACAACCCGGGAUUGCCUCUGUAUCGGAAUACCCCUGUUGGAGGAGGAGGAGGAGCUCCUGUACCAGGACAGACCAAUCUGUCUCCUCCUUUUUACCAAUCAGAAUUCUCCCCAACGAAUCAGGACCGUGUGUCUGUUUACCGCGCACCCCACCAAGUUCCUCCACAUGGCUACAACCAACCAGGACGGAUCAUCAGGAGACCGACCAAUCCAGGAGCAGUGAGGGCUGCAGGGGGUGGGAGCAGGAGGUCUGUCUCAGCAAGGAGGUCUUCCAGCAUCCGCCCAGGUCAGUUUGGGUAUGGCAGGGUUCCUUUCUCUCUGCCUCUGCACCGGCCCAACCGGCAGGCUCGCCACACUGUUAACGGCACCAAAGCUGCAGAGGCCAUGCUGACACCUGCUCCAGGUGUGAGUGGAGACGACAUAGAUAACACCAGGAAAGAUGAAGAUGAGAUCACAAGUGAUGGAGACUUUGGGGAGACAGGGAGGAGAGAUGAAGAGGAGGGCUCAGAGUCACAUACUGCUGAGGAGUCAUCUACAAUGACCACCACAACCAGCACCCUGCACCGCCACAUUGACAGACCAUACCACACCAAUACGGAACACGCGAGAGUGAGAGAACGAGUGCCCUCCUCUCACUCCUUCUCACGCUCCUCCUCUUCAUCUGUCUUACCCAACCGCCGGCCGUUCAAUUGGCACUCCGUCACUGCACCUCCUCCUCCCAUCUCCCCUCUCUCUAACCCCAACUCACCUGCCAUCUCUUCACCCUUUUCCUCCCCUCUACGCCACUCCAGCGCCGUGCACCCAGGCUUCAGCCCCCAGGUCCCGCCCGCUGGCAACAUCUACCCACUACAGCAUCCCCAUAUCCCGCACCUGGGGGUGGAGGCGGGUAGGGAUGGAGGGAGAGGAGCUCCUCAGAUCUUCAGAUGCGCUGGGCCGGAGAAAGAGUACCGCAGGUGCUUCUCGCAGGUGUGUGGAGGAGGUACAUUGGACUCCAGAGCAGAGCAGUGCGCAGCUUUUAACACCCAGGAGUUCAUGGGUCGUCUUUACAACUGGGAGCCUUUUACUGAGGUUGGUGCAGAUAAGCAGUGUGAGCUGACCUGCAGACCAGCCGGCUAUCGCUUCUAUGUUCGUCAGGCUGAGCGUGUAAGAGACGGGACCCCCUGCUUCAACGUCAGCUCCAACGAUGUUUGUGUAGAAGGGCAAUGUCUGACGGAGGGUUGCGAUGGGGUUCUGGGCUCUGGCUCUGUGAUUGACAAGUGUGGAGUGUGUGGCGGGAGGGAGACCUCCUGUCGAAAGGUGGUAGGAAGCUUCCAAAAUGUCACAGUUCCCCUUGGUUACCACAAGAUCCUGGACAUCCCACCCGGAGCAACAUUCAUUAACAUCACGGAGAGACGAGCCAGCCCUAAUUACCUGGCCAUGAGAAGUGGCACAGGGGCUUCUGUAGUAAACGGGCGUUGGGCCGUGGACCCUCCAGGGGAGUACAAGGCAGGGGGGACUACAUUCACCUACACUCGACCUAGAGCACAGGCAGAGGGAGAGGAAGAGGGAGAGUCCCUCAAGGCCCCUGGACCCACCACCACACAACUACAGCUAUAUAUCAUUUUCCACCAACAGAACCCAGGCAUCGACUACGAGUUUUACAUCCCUGUGGAGAAGAAGGAGGGAGAGAGGGAGAGGCUGUCAGAGAGAGAGAGGGAGACACCCAGAGAGGCACCCAGAGAGAGGCAGAGGGAGCGAGAGUCAGGCAGGGCACCCCUUCGCAGUCCUCUCACAGUGUCAGUGGAAGACCUUCCUCCUGCACCUCCCCCUGUUUCGGUCCCCUCUUUUCCCUCGUCGUCCUCCGCCUCCUCUGUGUUUUCUCCCCCCUCCUCCGACCGUUGGACACCUGAGAGGUCACGUCCGCGAGCCUCAGCACCCAACAGGAAUGCUCGGAUCCCCCCUCGCACCGACUUGCCACUGGACACUCAGCCACCGUUUGUGUGGAGGAGAGGCAGACUCACAGAGUGUUCUGCUACCUGUGGCAAAGGUUAUCAGUAUCGAGAGAUUCUGUGUAUUGAUCGCCAUACUGAUGACGAAGUCCCACAGAGGAAGUGUGACUCUGCAGCCAAACCUGUUCCUGAGGAGGAACCUUGUAACACUCACCCCUGCCCACCAUUCUGGGAGGCCAGUGCCUGGUCAGAGUGCAGUGUGUCCUGUGGCCCCGGAGUGCAGCAGAGGCAGCUCCAGUGCAGGCAGAGCUUUGGGAACCGCUCCACUAUGGUCCACCCACAGCGCUGUGCCAACCUCACCCCGCCAGAGUCUACACAGGCAUGCCAGCUCCGCCUCUGCUCCCACUGGGAGGUCAGCUCCGACUGGAGCACAUGCUCAGUGGACUGCGGUGUAGGAAGGAGAACAAGGAGUGUGCGUUGCGUCAGCGAUCAAGGCAGUGUGGUGAACGAGAAAGAGUGCAACUCCAGGGUUCGCCCACAGGGAACUGAGGAGUGCAACAUGGGGCCCUGUGUUACUAACUGGUACUUCACUGACUGGUCCAAUACUUGUUCAGCACAGUGUGGCCCCGGGGUGCAGAAGAGGGAGGUGGUGUGUCUGAGUGGAGGAGGCGUCAGAGAGGGUGAAGGAGGAGGGGACUGUGUUGGGGACAAACCGGCAGAGAUGAAGGCCUGCAACGGGGGUCCCUGUGUGCCAACGACCAUGUGGUACAGCAGCCCCUGGACACAGUGCAAUGUCCCGUGUGGGAAUGGAACUCAGCGAAGAGACAUAAUUUGCGUCCAGAAGAUGGGGAAUGAUUUUACUGUCGUACCGGCCAGCGAGUGUGCUCAUCUAGACAAGCCAUCCGCGGUCCAACAGUGUGAGAUGGGGGAAUGUCGGCCACAGUGGUUCACAACGGAGUGGAGUUCGUGCUCACGUUCUUGUGGAAAAGGCUUACAGAUAAGGGAGGUUCGGUGUCUAACACCAGACAAAAAGCACAGCCACGAAUGUGAUCUUGAUACCAAAUCUGAACAGGAACAAAUCUGCAACACAAUACCCUGCAGUCCACAAGUCUCAGAUGAAAACUGUCGGGACAGACGGCAUAACUGCGUGAUGGUGGUGCAGGCCAGGCUGUGUGUCUACUCCUACUAUAAGACCGCCUGCUGUGCCUCGUGUACCCAGAGUGCACAGCGUGCCAAGAGGCACUGACCAGCCCAGGUGUGCAAGAAGACAAGUGUUAGGUCAAAUGGGCUGAUCACCCCUCAAAAUGACAAGUUUGUAGAAAUGGACAACCCAGAGUAGAUGUUAUACCUGUGAUGGCAUGUUGUUCACAACAUUUAGCUAUUUUCUCCUGAUUCUUCAGGUAAAAACACUGUGAAAACAGAUGGUUCUUUUAUCAGUUCUCUGUAUACAGUUACAUUUUGUAUUGCAUUGUAGAGCCACAUAUUCCACUGAGCUUGCUUCUGUGUACUUCGUGCAUUAGCUUUAACAGGUUCAUAAUGUGUCACACAGGGCUGAGUGAUACAUUCGCUGUGAUUUCCACUCUUGGAGGCCCAUUUCUAUGGCUGAGUGAUUGUAACGGAAGGUGCUCACUGAGGACACAGCUGUGUUUCAACAGCAAAACUAGAGAUUUUUUUAAAGAUUCCUCCUAAUCUGCAGGAUCUUACGACAGACAUAGUCAGCCAUGCAUACUGUACCACUAAUUAUUAAAAGAAAUGUGCUGAACAAGUAAUUACCAUGUGUGCUAGAUAAACUGUGUAGUACUAUGUGUGCUUAAGAUCUACUGGAAUAGAUCUACUGUGUUUCUGUACACUGCAGAUGUCCCCUACAGUGGCUACCCCCAACUAAGCUAGAAGGAUUUAAUUUACAUAUUGUCUGUCUUUUAUGUUUGCCAAAAAUACUUCUCUUCCUCUUAUUGUUCAGUUCAGUAAUUGAACAGAUAAACCAAAGGGGUGGCAGUAAGUGACCAAAUAUAUCUGAGUGUGAUGACAGAGGUGAGAUUCUUCCCAAACAUCAAGUAUAUUAAAUGUGGGAUGUUGAACAGGCAGCAUCGACUGUUCAGUCCCUGAACGUAUUCAUGUCAGUUACAUAGACUGAAGACAACUGUGGGAGUUGUGUUAAAACCCACAGCUAAGGUGUGAAACUGACACUGCUGCUCACUUAAGACAUGAGACAUAACAGAUGUGAUUUUAAUUUACCAAGUGAAAUGCUGUAAUGGACUUUACUUAUUGUCAAGAAGUCACAUGAACAGACAAAACCAACAAUGCAUUUGUCUGUAUUUCUCAGCUCCAAGCUGAUUCCUAUUGAAGAUGUAAAUCUUUAGAAUUGAGUCUAAAAAUAUCAGCAGUUUGUUUUGACAAGCGUAACUAUAACAUGAAUAAAUAGGGAAUAGUUGCAGUAGCAGUACGGUGAGCUGUAUGUGAGAUUGACUCUAAAUAAAAUACAGUGCUCGUGUUUAUUGAAAUGAAGAAACAAGUCACAUAACACAGAUGAUGUAGCUCUAUGGCACAGAGAAAUAAGCUAUAUCAGCCUUUGGCUACACAGACAAUACUUGGUCGUAUCAAUUUGUUAUUGGUUUUUCGUCUUUUUGUUGGAUUUUUUUUUUUCACUUUUAAUCAUCAACUUUAAUGACGCACAAGUUUGAAUAUAUGUGAGGUGAUUCACUCCUGACUGACCUAAUUUUCCAUCUUAAUGAUAAUUACACCACGACAGUCGUGUGCUCCCUGUUUUCUCACCUCUUCUCAGAAUCUCCUGUGUUUGCAUCCUUCAUCGCCAGCCUGAGAGAAGAUGAUUAAUCUUUCCUGUGAGAAUAGAUGAAGCCACAAUUAGUGAAUCUGUUAGAACAAACUGCUCAGUUUUGUUGGUCAGUCUGCAUCCAUCAGUACCUACUUUACUAUAAUCUCAGAUGGAGGCUGAGAAAGCUGCUUUAUUUCAACAUUGAUUAUGAUAUAGAUCAUAUACAUUCUGCUUUGACCUGAAAGUAAAUAUUUUGCAUAUUGGCGUGUUAACCUCUAUGUGUGUAAGACAUGCUCUUUCAUCCUCUUUUUCUCUCUUUUUCUUACACUGUUUUUACUUUGCUCUCUCCCACACCUCCCACUAUAAACUCACACACACCCUGCCCACUCGUAAGUGAGAAGUCUGUAUAUUUGUCAGAUAUGUUUUAAUGUCUAUAAUUUCUUUUGGACAUAGUCAGCGCUUAUGUUUUAUAACUGAGUAGAGUUAUCAGAAGUGUUGUUGUAGACUGCAUUUAUUCACAUCUAACUGUCCUAUAACUAUUGUAUUUUGCAUUUGACAGGAGAAUCAAUGUACUCUUGAAUUUUCAGUGUUUAUCAUUGUGUGUGUACGUGUGCGCACAUGUGUGUAUGGUUGUGUGUUUUGCGAUUGUGGCUAUGAAUGUGUCAUCUUUGUCUUUAAUCCCAUGUAGUAAAAGUUACAUUUUAUAUAAAAAAAACAGAAAAAAGGAUAGUAAUUUAUCUAUUAUCUAAAGAACAUGUAAUUUAUUUUUGUGUUAAGAAGUUGUAGCAAGUUUCCUUUGUUACCACCAGAGUUUAUGAGAUUGUUAUCACUGAUAUAUGGAUUUUUUUUUUGCAAAACAAAACAAACAAAAAAGCAGUGUGGAAAAAAUUACAAUCUCAAUUUUAAAUAAAACUGAAACAGAUAAAUUAAGUAGUGUGUCAUAUUUGGUUUUGUCCAGUGAAUAAAGGUGUUAUAGACAUUCCCUCCAAAUGAUGGCGCCAUUGAGUCUCAGCCACAAAUGAUAAGGCCUCUGAAAUGAGUCACCUACAUGGUAUACUGUAUGUCUCUGCAUUGGGAUUAGUUGUUUGCUUGCGUGUUUAAUAAAAAUUGUUCUUGAUUUUCUUAAAAAACAUUGA